Chelmon rostratus (copperband butterflyfish) is the source of this 2983-nucleotide messenger RNA. It is a transcript of the gene cdc25b, whose product is annotated as cell division cycle 25B. The transcript is spliced from 15 exons. NCBI's taxonomy places the organism in Eukaryota, Metazoa, Chordata, Actinopteri, Chaetodontiformes, Chaetodontidae. Gene Ontology annotation, cellular component: cytoplasm; nucleus. The record is from RefSeq and is a predicted model, not a curated record. The coding region runs from base 305 to 2038 and encodes 577 amino acids. Gene Ontology annotation, biological process: positive regulation of G2/MI transition of meiotic cell cycle; G2/M transition of mitotic cell cycle; protein dephosphorylation. Gene Ontology annotation, molecular function: protein tyrosine phosphatase activity.
CCUGUCAGAGAUGGAGUAUGCUGUGCCGCAGCUCUAACCGAAAAAAAUAUGUGGCUUUAGUACUGUAGCAAGACUGAAUCAAAGUUUUACUCCACACGGAACCGCCGAGUCACUUCCAGUCGGUGUUUAGAAUCGUAGGUUUGGAAAUGUUUUCUUAAAUUGUUGCUAACUGACUGGUUAGCUUCCGGGUUAGCUUUCAAGUUCGGACCGUCUUGCUAAUUCUCACGUUCCAACCCGAAAUUCAAACAAAAUCUACAACAAAGCAAUAACGUCGGCAGGAUUUACUCAAAUUGGACAACUAAAGAUGGAGUCGAUUAAUAUUUUUGGCAGCACGAGUCCUGCAAACACCGUUUUGAAAAGUAGGCCCGACGGGAUCCCCGGGCUUGCCUCGCUCUCUCUGCCCGAGCUGAGCACAAAGAACGCGCACUGUCGGAACCUUUUCUCCCCUGGACCCGCCACCGUGUUGUCUCCGGUCACCAAUUUGGCUCUGGACAUGAACAAUUUAGCCGGACUCGGAAGCCAAUGUGAUACACCGAAAAGGAGAAAGCACGCAACCCUUGAAAAGGUUCCCUCCUUUGCUUCUGACGUCUCAUCUGAUGCUGGCCUUGGCAUGGAUCCCCCAAGCCCCAUGGAUGCUAUCGAAAUGGAGGACACCUUUGAAAAAGCCAUUCAGCAGUCAAGCAAAGUUGUCAACCAGAAGAUGCCAAUUCGAAGAAUCAACUCCUUGCCACUCCAGCUCCAGAGUUUCAGUCCAUCUCUGAAGGGACAAGAAACAGAUUCUCACCGCUAUGGAAUAUUUAGCCAACAACCCUCCCAAAUGAUCGCCUCCUCUCAACGCAACAACAAGGAGAACGUGCCGGAGGAGAGCUUUGAAUUUAAAAAACCAACCAAGCCUGCAUCGCGGUGUCGCGUGCGCUCCUUCAACAGCGGUCAGUCAAAGGAUGCAUUUGCUAGCCGUCCCAGCUCCGCACCAGCCCUCAUGUUUUCUUCACCUCCUCCAGUCCUGCAGCUUGACUUUUAUGACUCCCCCAUGUUCCAGAGACGUUCCUCCCUCACUUCCUCUCUGAACGAUGACGAAGAUGACGGUUUCCUGGAUGUUAUGGAUGACAGCAUGGAGAACGACUCCGGGAUGCCAAUGGGAAUGGCCAGCUUGCUCACCGCCCCUCUGGUGUCCGACAGCACAGGAGAAGACUCUCCUGUGAUUCGCUGCCGGCCGCGGAGCCUGUUUCGCUCCCCAUCCAUGCCCAGUCCAGUGUCCCGUCCAUGUGCGAAGCGUCCCGACUGCUCCAGAGACGAAAACACUCCCGUCAGGGUGAAAAGGCGACGCAGCCUGGCAGGAACACAGGUCACCACCCUGGAACAAAACCCAGAAUCCCCACGAAUGAGCGGCUCUCUGCUCCAGAGGUCCAAGUCCUUCUGCCAGACAGAGAUUGAGAAGCUGCUGGACGGUGAGGAUGGUUCUAAUGCGCUAAUAGGAGAUUUCACCAAGCCUUUUGUUUUACCCACAGUGGACGGCAAACAUCAAGACCUCAAGUACAUUACCCCAGAGACUAUGGUGGCAGCUGUGUCCGACCAGUUCAGUCAUCUAGUCGAGCGAGUCAUCGUCAUCGACUGCCGCUACCCCUACGAGUUUGAGGGCGGACACAUCAAGGGAGCUCUAAACCUGCACCAGGAGGAGCAGGUGGAGGACUUCCUCCUCAAAACGGCCAUCAUCCCGUCCUGCCCGGACAAACGCAUCGUCAUCAUCUUCCACUGCGAGUUCUCGUCGGAGCGCGGCCCUCGGAUGUGUCGCUUCGUCAGGGAGCGAGACCGCGCCAUGAACGAGUAUCCCAAACUCCACUACCCCGAGCUCUACAUCCUCAAGGGCGGUUACAAAGACUUCUUCCACCAUUUCCAGUCACAAUGUGUACCUCAGUCCUACCGGCCCAUGCACCACGAGGACUUCAAGGAGGACCUGAGGAAGUUUCGCCUGAAGAGUCGCACCUGGGCCGGGGAGCGCAGCAAGAGAGACAUGUACAGCCGACUGAAGAAGCUGUGAGCGCCUCCUCGUCCUCUUAAACUGCCUCUAAAACACACUGCCUCCCCCUGAACAGACUGCGUACAAACUCCUCUCAGAGCCUGAGCUCUCGCCCCACCAACACGGAAAUACCUUUCAGGAUCGCACCAGCAGGAAGGGAUUUUAUAAAGCCUCUAAUUGUUUGAUUCAACUAUAGCAAAGUUAAGUAUUUAUGCAAAUUUUAAAGGGGGGAAAGACAUGAAAUGAUGAACGCUUGGCCUGAAUACGUCACAGUGGUGCAGUGAACAGAUUUCAUUAAGGUGAUCAGAAGCAGCGUGAUCCUUUUGGAAACCACUUGAUGCUUGUGUUCCCUGUUUUAUUAUCACUGCCAGAUUGCAGCAAACCACACUGCCGAGUCUGACGUUUCAGUCUCCUCGCUGGAUGUUUUUGUUUUUCAUUUUGCAUUUCUCAUGUCCCGCCUUAUUUAAGCACUUAAUUUAAAUGCCUUGAAAUGGUGAGGUGCUUUUUUUUUUUUUUUUGUAGAAUGAAUUGUUUGUCCCCAUUUUUGCAUCAAUUUGUUGAAAGUAUGCCUUUAUCUAGGCGUCCCACAAUGCAAAUUGGAUAUUUUAAUGACAACUUUUAAAGUGUAAUAUUAAUGAAGGUUUUUUUGUUGUUGUUGUUUUUGUUGAUCAGUUGCCAUGCAUGGUAACUUUUUCUUUUUUUUCCGGUCAGAAGAUACCAAAGCAAAACAACUACCUGUUAACUUUGCAGUGAGAUUUUUCUGAUGCUGCAGGUCAGCAAGUGUGAGAGGUUUUUUUGAUCUAAGACAAACUUUUUCUUUGCUUUGCUUUGAUUCCUUUAUUUUGAGAGAGAACAUGUCUUCCCCUCUGCAGAGUUACUGUUGUCAGUUUUAUAAUGAAUGGGGUGCUUUGAAUAUUUUGAUACAGGCUUGUUGGGGAGCUGAAAUAAAGAGCCAGUGUGUGUUCA